Messenger RNA from Mercurialis annua (annual mercury), 852 nucleotides. RefSeq lists its product as uncharacterized. The record is from RefSeq and is a predicted model, not a curated record. The transcript has 3 exons. Lineage: Eukaryota; Viridiplantae; Streptophyta; Magnoliopsida; Malpighiales; Euphorbiaceae. The coding region runs from base 1 to 852 and encodes 283 amino acids. Gene Ontology annotation, biological process: shoot system development; root development.
AUGGCUUCUUUUCAUAUUCGUUCAAUCAGUCUGCCGUCUAGAUCUCAUCCAAUAACUGUAAGUUUAGAGGAGCAGAUUUACAAGCUAAACACAUCGCAUUCAUCCUUAUCAUUAGGCCAAAAGUUGAGUGGCCUAAAAGAGUUGUAUGAGUGUGUUGAUGAUUUUCUUCGACUAUCACUCACCCAACAAUCUCUUUCCCAUGAGAACUCUGUAGAAGUGGUACUGAAUGGAUCUUUAAGUUUGUUGGAUAUGUGCAGCAACACCAGAGAUUUUUUCUCACAGAUGAGGGAAUGUCUCCGGGAACUUGAAUUAUCUCUCCGAAGAAGUAGAAACGGAGUUGAGGCAUACAUGGCAUCAAGGAAAACAUUGAAUAAGUUGAUCUCCAAAUAUCUCAGAAAUUUGAAGAAACGAGACAAGAACAGCAAAAACAACUCAGAUUUGACAGAUAUUGUAGUCUUGCUCAAAGGUGUUGAGGAAGUUAGCGCGUCAAUGUUUGAAUCCAUCUUAUCUUUCAUUUCUCUACCAAAGUCAAAAUCAAAGCUCUCCAUUUUCUCAAAAUUUAUGCAAUCAAAGAGUGCAUCAUGCGAAAAGGAUGCUGAAACCAAUGAAAUGGAGAAGAUUGAUGCUGAAUUACUUAUCGUCAAGUCCAGCAAUCAAACGACAAAUAUAUUGAAAGAAUUGGAGACAUUGGAGAUGAGCCUUAAAGAAGCAGAGGAGGAGUUAGACAUAGAUCUUACACCAAAUUCUUACUCUAGAAUUUCAAGUGAAGAGAUUCAUUCAUUACAUUUUCAGAAACAGCUUGCUCUGGAUAUCUUUCUCUCCAAGCAAUCUAAUUUUUCAAAGUCCCAUUAA